Molecule: messenger RNA, 1155 nt
Organism: Solanum tuberosum (potato)
Lineage: Eukaryota; Viridiplantae; Streptophyta; Magnoliopsida; Solanales; Solanaceae
Product: solute carrier family 25 member 44-like
Exons: 6
Coding region: 1-1155 (384 amino acids)
Source: RefSeq, a predicted model, not a curated record
AUGGAAACUGAAACUGCCACUGCACCUCAGCUGGCAGCUCUUGCUGACACAGAUAUCAAUUGGGACAGGUUGGAUAAAGCUAGAUUUCAUAUAAUAGGAGCUAUUCUUUUCACUCUUCAGUCAGCGUUAAUACAUCCAACAGCAGUAGUGAAGACACGAAUGCAAGUCGCUGGAUCCGGACUUUCUCAAAUGACUGGAUUCUCUGUAUUUAGACAUAUAAUUAGGAGUGACGGCAUCCCAGGCAUCUUUAGAGGCUUCGGCACAUCUGCUGUGGGAUCAUUGCCAGGUAGAGUCCUGGCUUUGACUUCACUUGAAGUAUCAAAAGAUAUGAUGCUGAAAUAUACACAAGGUCUUAAUAUGUCUGAACCAACUCGUGCGGCUCUAGCAAAUGGCUUUGCUGGCAUGGUCUCCAACUUACUCUCAUGUGUCUACUUUGUGCCUCUCGAUGUGAUUUGCCAGAGACUUAUGGUACAGGGAAUUCCAGGGACUAAGCCUUGUGCUGGUCCAUUUGAUGCUACACAAAAAGUACUAAAAGCUGAAGGAAUUCGUGGUAUUUAUAGAGGAUUUGGAUUAACUGCUGUGACUCAGUCUCCUGCACAGGCAAUUUGGUGGGGUGCCUAUGGUGCUGCUCAGCACAUCAGUUGGAGGAAUCUCGGUUAUAGUGACAACACGGACAAGAAACCGUCUCACAUGCAGAUAGUUGCGGUCCAGGCUACAGCUGGAUUGGCAGCUGGUGCCUGUUCGUCAGUAAUUACAACUCCCAUAGAUACUGUUAAAACACGACUUCAGGUUAUCGAUGAUUAUGGUGUUGGGAGACCUUCUGUACUAAAGACCACAAAAACGCUUCUCAGAGAAGAUGGAUGGAAAGGGUUCUAUAGAGGCUUUGGACCUAGGUUCCUCAAUAUGUCUUUCUAUGGAACAACAAUGAUCGUUACCUAUGAGAUCAUCAGUAAGUUAACUUGCAGUCUAUGUCUUUCACUCGCUGCUUUAAAGGACAGCUUUGAGAUGAGAAGCAGCGAGUAUUUCUUUCUAUCCAAACACAACACACCAUGGGCAGCAGAUAGCCAGUGUAAGAUCUCAUUCUUAGCGUUGCAGCUAUGUGUUCUAGCAGUGGGCCAUAUGAUCUCCUCUUCCCAGCUGUCAAUUUGUCUAUGA